AUGUCUGCUGCCGUCGCUCCGCAGCACCGGCCCGGCGCUCCAAAUUGCGCGCCUCCGCAGACGACUCGCCAGCCCGACUGGAACACAUUUUACAAAAAUGGCCUGCCAAAAGAAGUCAUUGUGAUUGAGGACUCGCCCGAACCGACCCCGAACUACGCCAGCGGCCGCCCAGCGCUGCCGCCGUCGGCCACAGAGGGCGCCCUUUCGACCGCGAGAAAGCGAAAGGCACAGGAGCGUCUGGACGUCGGCUCGGUCAGCAACGGCACGACGAAUGGUACAGGCCUGUACCCGAGCCAUACUGAGUCCAACUUCGGGCGGAAGAGGCGGAGAGUGGGCGACAGCCCGGGCGACGGCACGCGAAGCUCCGCCCAGAGUGUGGCGUCGACCAAGAGGCCGAGAUACGCAGAGUACAAACCGCCGCGGAUACCGGCGAGACGAGUUCUGAACGCCGAGAUUCGAGUCGUUCGCGAUGAAAAGAGCCACGGCAGUGCCGCGUCCGUCGACGACGAAGACGGGCACUUUAUCAUUAUCCCCGAGCAGCGUGUCGGACGACAAUAUCGCGUCGAGAAACUUCUUGGGCAGGGCACGUUUGGCAAGGUUGUCAAGGCGUACGACAUGGUCCGCCAGGAGCACGUCGCCCUGAAGAUUAUCCGCUCAAUUCAGAAAUACCGUGAUGCCGCGCGAAUAGAGCUUCGCGUUUUACAAACCCUUCGCAGCAACGACCCCGAAAACCGAUAUCGAUGCAUUCAUCCGCGGGACAGCUUCGACUACAAAGGCCACAUCUGCAUCACCAUGGGCUUGCUGGACUCGAGCAUCUUUGAUUUUCUCAAGGCCAACAACUUCGCGCCCUUUCCCAACAGCCACAUCCAAAACAUGGCCCAUCAGCUUCUCACCAGCGUUGCUUUCUUGCAUGAUCUUAAACUUGUGCACACGGAUUUGAAACCGGAAAAUAUUCUUCUUCACGACGCCUCCUAUCAGGCCUUUACAUAUAACCGCAACAUACCAUCCGUCUCGACGGCGACGUGUCGGCAAGUCAAGCAAAGACGAGUCAUGCUGAAGCCCGAUAUUUGCCUCAUUGAUUUUGGCUCUGCGACGUUUGAAGACGAGUACCAUAGUUCGGUCGUCUCAACCAGGCACUACAGAGCUCCAGAGGUCAUUCUUAGUCUCGACUGGUCGUAUCCGUGCGAUAUUUGGAGCAUUGGAUGUAUCCUGGUCGAAUUGUUUACGGGGGACGCUUUGUUUCAGACACAUGAGAACAGGGAGCACCUCGCUAUGAUGGAAGCCGUCUGCGGUCGUCCAAUUGAUCGGGGCUUGAUACAGCGGGCAAACAAGGCAUUCAAGACUGCCAAGCCCGGAACACUCAACUAUUUCAAGCGGUUGAAGCUUGAAUACCCAGUCCCGGAGACGACGAGAGCAUCGAGACGGUUUGUGAAUAAUAUGAAGAAGCUAGAGGUUCGUGACGACUGGCUAGAAAGGACCAUAUUUUGGCAGCUAACCUUUGAGCAGGAUAUCAUUCCGCCUACGAAUACGUUUCUGUCCGGCUUCCUGGACCUGCUGCGCAAAAUGUUUGCCUUUGACCCCAACAACCGAAUCACGGCAAAGGAGGCGCUGCAGCACCCCUGGUUCCAGGAACAUACCCGCGAUGACGGGACCGAAGCGGCGAGACUGCACGCUGAGCGUACUUCUACUGCAAGAUGA
Messenger RNA from Cordyceps militaris CM01, 1698 nucleotides. RefSeq names its product protein kinase (Lkh1), putative. Gene Ontology annotation, cellular component: nucleus. Gene Ontology annotation, biological process: protein phosphorylation. The record is from RefSeq and is a predicted model, not a curated record. Gene Ontology annotation, molecular function: ATP binding; protein kinase activity. The transcript is spliced from 5 exons. Lineage: Eukaryota; Fungi; Ascomycota; Sordariomycetes; Hypocreales; Cordycipitaceae. The coding region runs from base 1 to 1698 and encodes 565 amino acids.